ACUUAUCGGAUUGCAUCCGAGAAAGAUGCACUCAGCGAGCGAACUUGUGCUCCGUUCGUCGAGUGCGAUGGUGAUGCGUCGCCUUGUUGCCAUGACGAGGAUCGGUGCCGUGUGAGCGUGUCCCAGGCCGAACUAGACCUGGACGCUGGAUCUUCGGCAACCGGGCACGACAUUACAGUGGGUCGGGCGUUCAUCGACGAAUGCAAAGAUUCAUUCUGCUCACGAACGAACGAGAUGAAAACGUUAUCCAAAUUAUUUUGCGAUAUUGAGUACGAUUCAAUGGAUAGCGAUGAUCCAUACUCGUGCACCGCUUCGCUGCAUAUACUGAACAGUUCGUUUAGUGCCACUUGA
This is a messenger RNA of Anisakis simplex (herring worm), 351 nucleotides long. NCBI's taxonomy places the organism in Eukaryota, Metazoa, Nematoda, Chromadorea, Rhabditida, Anisakidae. The record is from the annotation of a GenBank genome assembly.